AUGUGGCUCCUGGGCACCGCGCGCGCAAACCUCGUCUUCUUUCCCCAACCCGAAGAUGUUCCUGGACUCGGCUAUGCUAUCCUGUCGCACACCUGGGGAGAAGAAGAAGAAACGUUUCAAAAGUCCUCACCACCAUGGUUCAACCCACGCGAUCGCCUCACUCCGAAAGUUCGAUCAUUCCUUAAGCUCGCCGAACAGCACGGGCAUGAGUACGCUUGGGUCGACACGUGCUGUAUCAACAAGGACAGCAGUUCCGAGCUCUCGGAAGGCAUCAAUUCCAUGUUCCGCUACUACGCCCUCUCCGACGUCUGCUACGUCUACCUCAGUGACGUCAGAUACUCAGACACUGAUUUAGACGGCAUGUGGGACGCCUUCGAAACCAGUCGCUGGCACGAGCGGGGCUGGACUCUCCAGGAGCUGAUCGCGUCCCGCAUCCUCGUGUUCUAUUCCAAAGAGUGGAUAUGUCUGGGCACCAAGUACGAGCUCGCCGAUCGCCUAGAAGAAGCAACCGAGAUCUCUGCGGCGGUCCUCCGCUUCGAGAGCCCGUUUACCGACGAGACCAUUGCGACGCGCAUAUCCUGGGCAGCGCGUCGGUUUACCACGAGGCCGGAAGACGCGGCCUACAGCCUCUUCGGGCUUUUCGGGGUCAACAUGCCGACGCUGUACGGCGAAGGGCGGCACGCAUUCUGCCGGCUCCUUAUGGAGAUCUCGAAGACCUCGCGGGAUCCUUCAAUUUUUCUCUUGGGAGAACGAAUACCUGUUGUGCGUAUGAGGAGACCAAGCACGGCCAUCGCCUCACAUGGCUGGACGAUGAAAGACCUGCACGUUGUAGCCCUCCCGCCGUACACCGCACCCUGCCGUCGCCUUCUUCCGCCGAAAACGUCUCCCUUUGUUUCAAUGCAACCCCGUAUCAGUUAA
Messenger RNA from Epithele typhae, 918 nucleotides. Its product is annotated as HET-domain-containing protein. The transcript is spliced from 4 exons. Lineage: Eukaryota; Fungi; Basidiomycota; Agaricomycetes; Polyporales; Epitheliaceae. The record is from RefSeq and is a predicted model, not a curated record. Bases 1 to 918 code for a protein of 305 amino acids.